This is a messenger RNA of Heterobasidion irregulare TC 32-1, 642 nucleotides long. RefSeq lists its product as uncharacterized. The record is from RefSeq and is a predicted model, not a curated record. NCBI's taxonomy places the organism in Eukaryota, Fungi, Basidiomycota, Agaricomycetes, Russulales, Bondarzewiaceae. Gene Ontology annotation, molecular function: beta-phosphoglucomutase activity; sugar-phosphatase activity. The transcript has 6 exons. The annotation marks the transcript as partial.
GACUCAACCCCUGGUGUCCUACGCGCUUGGGAUUCUUUUGGAAAGAUUUAUGGGUUCGAAGGGGCUGCUGCUGCUCACGAUUCCCAUGGGCGUCGACUUGCCGACACUUUGGGACAGUGGUGUAACAUAAAUGAUUCUGACAAGCUCGAGCAGGCUGAAGUCAUCCGGUUUGAAGACGAGGUGAUCCAAGGUGGACCAGUGGUGUUGCCCGGGGCAUUAAAUUUGCUUGAGCAGAUUAACGCGGGAAGCACCUCGUCAGCAGCUGGUUGGACAAUAGUUACUUCUGCUACAAAUAUAUACACGCCCCGAGCUCUUGCGGCCUGUAAAGUCCCCGUCCCUUCAGUAGGAUACGUGACCUCCAAUGAUAUCCAAAACGGAAAGCCGCACCCUGACCCAUACCUUGCGGGCGCGAAGAAAUGUGGCAUCGACCCCACAAAAUGCUUAGUGGUAGAGGAUGCCCCCUCCGGACUCAAAUCAGGACAUGCAGCCGGUGCAAAGACACUCGCAGUAUGCACUUCACACACUCGCGAGCUCAUCAGGGCUUCAGGCUCAAACCCAGAUUUCGUUGUGAGUGAUCUGACUCAUGUAUCGGUAACAUGGAAGGAUGGCAGGCUAGUGGUUGAGAUAGAUGAAUCGCCGUGA